This is a messenger RNA of Tetranychus urticae (two-spotted spider mite), 1828 nucleotides long. It is a transcript of the gene JMJD6, whose product is annotated as Bifunctional arginine demethylase and lysyl-hydroxylase PSR. The record is from RefSeq and is a predicted model, not a curated record. Gene Ontology annotation, biological process: phagocytosis. Gene Ontology annotation, molecular function: histone H4R3 demethylase activity; P-TEFb complex binding. Lineage: Eukaryota; Metazoa; Arthropoda; Arachnida; Trombidiformes; Tetranychidae. Gene Ontology annotation, cellular component: cytoplasm; nucleus.
AUAUGUUUUUGCUCUUUCUCUCAGCAUUCUUCUUGCUCACAUUCUUUAUAUUUGUAUCACAACUCGUAUAAAAUUGUUAUAUCUUCAAUCUAUUUUGUCUAUUUAUUUAUUUAUUAUUUCUUUAACGGUUUUUAUUAAUGAAUUCAUUGAUUUAUGUUUGUUAAUUAAUUAAUGGAAUGGAUAUCAAUAGAUUACGGUUUGAAAGACGAGCCCAGAGAAAGAUAGAUGAAGCUAAAUUAAAAGCUAGGCCAGAACUGGCAAGCAAUAAUUUUGAACAAUGGCGGUGUCAUAAUUAUUAUAACAAAUUCAAGUUAGAUCCAGCCAAAUAUAAAGACACGGUAGAGAGAAUCAAUUUUAACGAGGUGCCACACAGUACUUUCGUUGAAAAAUUUGAAAAAAUUUAUAAACCAGUUGUCAUAACUGGAGCCACAGAUGAUUGGAAAGCUCACGCUAAAUGGACGCCAUCACGGUUGGCCAAAAAAUAUCGCAAUCAAAAGUUUAAAUGUGGCGAAGAUAAUGAAGGAUACAGUGUAAAGCUCAAGAUGAAAUAUUUUGUUUACUAUAUGAACAACAAUAAGGAUGACAGUCCCUUGUAUAUAUUUGACAGUAGUUUUGGCGAGCAUCCAAGAAAAAGCCGCUUAUUAGAUGAUUAUUAUAUUCCUAGUUAUUUUCAAGAUGAUCUUUUCAAGUAUGCCGGUGAAAAUCGCCGUCCACCUUACCGAUGGUUUGUUAUGGGUCCACCACGAUCAGGAACUGGGAUUCAUAUUGAUCCAUUAGGUACUAGUGCCUGGAAUGCGUUGAUUCAUGGUUAUAAACGAUGGUGUUUAUUUCCCACUACUACGCCUAAAGAGUUAAUUAAAGUCAAGCCCGAAGAAGGAGGAAAACAAACAGAUGAAGCAAUUACAUGGUUUAACGUUAUUUAUCCUAAGACACAAUCCCCCGAUUGGUCUCCUGAGUACGCACCAUUGGAGAUUAUUCAAAAACCAGGCGAAACAGUAUUUGUUCCAGGAGGCUGGUGGCAUGUGGUACUAAAUCUUACCGCAACUUGUGCUGUCACCCAAAAUUUUUGCAGCCUUACAAAUUUUCCUGUUGUUUGGCACAAAACAGUUCGGGGUCGUCCCAAGCUGUCUAGUAAAUGGUACAAGGUACUGAGUGAACAAAGACCUGAGCUUGCUAAUGUUGCUGAUUUGAUUGAUGUUAAUCGAGAUAUUGGUGUUGCCUCUGACAGUUCUACCGAUUCCUCAAGUUCCAGCUCUGAUUCUUCAUGUUGCUCAUCAUCUGGUAGUGAAGGGGAAGCUGAAGAUGAAGAUUCUGGACAAGAAAGUCUGACAGCCAAAAAACGUAAAAGGACAAGAUCUCCUAUCGUUAAAGAUAAUGCCGAAAAUGGUUACAAGAAUAUGCGCCAUUGCAAAAGAUGACACCUUGGUUAUGCAUAUGGGAUUAAAAUAUUAGAUGGUUACAAUUCACAUCCUGAAUGAGUAACAAAAAUGAAGGAAUAAGCAACAUUACCAUCAAUUAACAAUCAUUUACCAUCGAUCUUUCCCUGUUUAUGUCAUAUUUAGAAACCUAAUCACCUAAAUGGUUUUGUUGCAGAAAAAAAUGAACAGAAAUUAUCAAAUGUUCUUAUAUGGUUCACAAUUUAUUAUUAAUCUUUUUGCAAUUUUCAAAUAUCUCCAUUUUUGCUAAAGGCAAAUCUGUUACCUUUUCGCUGGUCCAAAACACAUUUAUGCAUUCACCUGUAAUUUCUCCUUACUUUCGCGUCAUUCUCCUACAUUUCAUAUUAAAUGAGAAAUAAUAAAUUGCACAUGCCAAUCCAUUUUCAACUUUA